UGAAUAAAGCAAGAAAAAGGAAAAAAUAGUUUGAAAGCAAAGGCAACCCAUUAAAAUAGGGUUAAGAAUUAAGAUCUCAUCAAAUUGUUUUCUAAUAAAAUAAGGUUGGUUAGCUAGCAAAAUAAAAUUCCAAAAAAAAUCUAAUCUCUGUUUGGUUUGAGUAUUUAGUUCCAUCUUAAAUUUGCAUUCUCCUUAGUUAAAUGCUCCCGGCUUUCCACAACGAAGAGAAAUCACCAAACAGUUCCUUUGAACCAGGUGGGGCGCUUUCUACACAUUCGUAUUGCUCGAGCGUGGCCUUGUUUUCUAUCUCCUUUGCUUAAAUUGACUCUCACUACGACAGCACUCACUAUUACAAUAUAUAGCCAUUAAAAGAACAAUGUCCACUGAAUUAAGGACUUGCAAAACAGUCUCCAAAUAGAGUUUUUAAUGCCUUUUAAUCACCACUAAACCAAAAAGCUUAUGCUUUUAACUCCUUUAUUUAUAAAUGACCUCUUUUAUCACUAUUAUUUUUUUUGGUUCCCUCUAAGAAUCACCCAAAAAAUGGCAGAAAAUUCGAUUCUUAGCUCGGUUUCUAGCUUGAUUCUAAGUCUUUUCACUCUCUUUUCUUGUUUGUUUGGGCACUGUGAUUCAGUUGAGGAACUUGGUGGAUACGACACUUUCACUAUAUCAAGCUUCAAAUACCCAGAAACCCAGAUCAGACCUUUUGAUAUGCGUUAUAUAAGAGUUGAUUUACCACCAUGGUUCUCUUCAAUGUCAAUAGCAUUGAAGUCAAGUGUCGACCUUGAUAUGAAAAGCAUUGAAAAAGUUCCUAAAAGUGUGCUGCCGAUGAUAUGCUUCAGAGAUGGCAGCCUUCCAUUGCCAGAUGCCUCAAACACAUCAUUAAAAUGUAUCCCACAAACAAACAUAAAAUAUUAUUUUCUUCUUUCAAUUAUUGACUUAAUGAACCCAAAUGAAUCUAGCAGUUUUAAGAGAUUUUAUCUUGUUGCAGCACUAGUUUCUCUAGCUAGUGGAUCUUUUGAAGGAAUACAAUUACUUCAAAAUACAGAGCAGUGCUAUCCUGUACCAAGAAAUCUUACAAUGAAGUUGACGAAUGAGCAGAUAUCUGCAAGGGUUUUGUAUUUUGGUCUUUUCAACGGUGUUGGGCCUACAAGAACACAGUCGAAGAUGAUUGUUCGAGGCCCCGCUUACUCCUUUGCAGCCAAUAUUAGCGUGGAAGGAUGUAUAACCUCAACGAUGCAGGGACAGUAUUGCAACCAAACUGUUGAACUGCUUUCAUGUGGUCUAUCUGGCAAUAGUUCUGGAAAUAGUUCAGUAUCUGGGUUCUUCAAUCAAAGCAUGGUUUCUUGCAGGAACAAUUUUGAGACCUCAUGCCAUGGAGAUGGAGAAAUGAAAAUAUACUCCUUAGAGAUACUACGAAUAGCUGAAUUCUUAACCAUUUCAGCAGAAAAUGUAAGGUUAAGACCUCUGAAUAUCACUGGGAAUAGUAGUGGAAUUGACUUAAUAUGCUUUGCUCGUUAUGGUGCUAUGCCUUCAGCUACUUUACAUGAUUAUUCUGGGAACUUAAAUAAAUCCCCUUUGGUUAUUUACUCCCCAAAGGUUGGUCGCUGGUAUAUUUCUAUUCUAGCCUUUAAUCUUUCAAAGGAAAUUGGUGGGUCCCAAAGUAAUGUUUCAAAAGUUUGCUAUUCCCUGGAACUGCAAGAGCUUGAAUGUCCUUUGGGGAAGGCUGGGCCAAACUGUUCAUCCGAAAGAUACAUGCUUCAGACGGUUCUCAGGAAAGAUUCCACCCCUUUUGAAUCCUAUUAUUUGCCAUAUGGUGAGAAAGUGAGGUCAGAUGCUGCCAAUUUUCUUCUUGAGCCCCUUUUAAGCAACUACUCAUUUGGAGGAGGACUGGAUACCUGGACUUAUUUUCUUCUGGACGUUCCUCGUGGUGCAGCUGGCGGAAAUCUCCAUGUGCGGCUGAUGUCAGAUAGAAAGAUAAAUUAUGAAAUAUAUGCUAGAAAUGGUGGAUUGCCAUCACUUGUUAACUGGGACUAUUAUUAUGUAAACAAGACAAGCAGCAGUCAUGGCUCCAUGUUUUUUGUAUUGUACAAUUCAAGUGAAGAAAAGGUCGACUUUUACGUCUUAUAUGUUAGGGAAGGAAUCUGGAAUAUUGCAUUAAGGCAUCUAAACAACACUGCUGGCACUUCCAAUGGCCAGACUACAAUGUCUAUUUCACUUGAAAGAUGUCCAAAAAGGUGCUCCUAUCAUGGUGAUUGCCGAUCUGCUCUUGAUGCAAGUGGAUUAACAUCAUACAGCUUUUGCGCCUGUGAUCGGAACCAUGGAGGUUUUGACUGUAGCAUUGAGAUUGUAUCACAUCAAGGACACAUAUGGCAAUCAAUUGCUCUAAUCGCAUCAAAUGGCGUAGCUGUGCUUCCUGCUUUUUGGGCUCUCCGGCAGAAGGCAUUUGCAGAAUGGGUGAUCUACACAGCGAGUGGAAUUUCAAGUGGAUUAUAUCAUGCAUGUGAUGUGGGCACCUGGUGUGCAUUAUCAUUUGGUGUCUUACAGUUUAUGGACUUUUGGCUCUCUUUCAUGGCUGUAGUGAGCACUUUUGUAUACCUCACUACAAUUGCUGAAGUUUAUAAAAGGACAAUCCACACGGUUGUGGUUAUCCUUACUGCCCUGAUGGCCAAAACUAAGGCAACCAGGUCAUCCAACAUUAUUCUUGUGAUGGCAAUUGGGGCACUAGGUCUUCUUGUUGGGUUGUUGAUAGAGUUCUCUACCAAGUAUAGGUCACUUUCCUUUUCAAUGAAUUUAUGUUUAAAUGGGCUUGAGAGAUGGCGGAUCAGAGAAUGGCUGCAGAAUCUUUUAAAGACAAUAUUGAAACGAUUUCGUUGGGGUUUUGUGCUUGCUGGUUUUACUGCACUGGCCAUGGCAGCAAUAAGCCGGAAACUGGAAAACAGUCAAAACUACUGGAUUUGGCACAGUAUUUGGCAUGUCACCAUAUAUUUAUCUUCUUUCUUCUUCCUCUGUUCAAAAGUAAUUACCAUAAAUAGUGGUGACGAAACACCCAUGGAUGGAAACUAUCAGUUAACUCGGCAAGAUUCUCUCUCAAGAGGUGCAUAGGAAAGUUCAAAUAAGGAAAUAAGCUGUUGUCAAGACGUGCAUUAAAAAAAUUUCAUCUGCCAGAGUGGUUCCUACAACCAAAACAAGACUUGACCACUUCAAUAGCUUUUUUGUAAAAUUUGCUCGUUUAUCACCUUUUCCAGGAGUAUGUUUUCUUUUUGUGAAUAUGUAUAUACACCAAUAGGUGGUAGGAAAAGAACUGAGGCAGGAUAAAAAUCAGGAUAGAAAUGUGACUCAAAACCUUUUAGUCUUCAGGGGUAUUAGAGCAGAAAUUGAGGAUAAAGGUGCAGGUGUUUCCAUCAUGUAACUGUAAAAAAUAAUUUAUAAAUAUGAUAAUUUAAGUACUUUAGAUUUUAUAAUCUUGCGAGCUUGUUUGCAGCAUGAAUAUGUGAUUAUUACAACAUUUCUCGAGUACUAAACAUAUUCCAGUCAAAAUGUAGGCAAAAAAAAAAAAAUUUAUGAAAGCGUUAUUGAGCAAACAGGUGUCCUACCCAGUUCACAACAAACCUUUUUGAUCAUGGUGGGAAAAGAGGGGAUACAUCA
Messenger RNA from Durio zibethinus, 3645 nucleotides. The record is from RefSeq and is a predicted model, not a curated record. Lineage: Eukaryota; Viridiplantae; Streptophyta; Magnoliopsida; Malvales; Malvaceae.